Molecule: messenger RNA, 1614 nt
Organism: Mustela erminea (ermine)
Lineage: Eukaryota; Metazoa; Chordata; Mammalia; Carnivora; Mustelidae
Gene: DPRX
Product: divergent-paired related homeobox
Exons: 3
Coding region: 75-1169 (364 amino acids)
Biological process (GO): regulation of transcription by RNA polymerase II
Cellular component (GO): nucleus
Molecular function (GO): RNA polymerase II cis-regulatory region sequence-specific DNA binding; DNA-binding transcription factor activity, RNA polymerase II-specific
Source: RefSeq, a predicted model, not a curated record
GUGUCCUACAGUCCCUAUUCCUUCCUGGUUCCCCAGUCCUGUCGUUCUAGGAAAGCAGGACAGAGUUCAGUAGAAUGAAGUUUGGGGGUUUCCUGUACUAUGGCCCAGCUCCCCCAACCUUCCCCUGCCACCUCACCAAUGACAUAGGAGAGUAUGAGGUUCCAACCAGUGAUGAAAGCACACAACUGUCCAACUGUGACAUAGCUGUAGAGAUAGGCAGAACCGGAGCCUGGCACACGGGUCCCAAACUCUGCAUAGCAGAGCCCGGACAGCACGGAAGACAGGGCAGCCACGAGGAAGCAGAUGGUGAUGGCCGGCCCAGCUUUGUACUUGGCCAUUUCGCGGGCCAGGAUAUACACGCCUGCUCCCAGGGUGCUGCCCACGCCCAAGGCCACCAGAUCGAGGGUGCUCAGGCACCGGGCCAAGCCACUCUCAACCCCCUCCCUCGGCCCCAGGGGCCGCCUGCACACCAGCUUCCGGCCAAACUGACAAAUGUGGUGAUGCAGCAUCCUCGUGGAGUGGAGGAGAGGAAGGGGAGGCCAAUAUCUGCAAAGAAAAUGAGAGACCACCAUCAAGAACAUCCAUCCCCCGGGGCCCUGGGAGUCUAUCCCCCGGGGCCCUGGGAGUCCUCGGACAGAAGACCCAUCCCACAGAGCGAGGGUGGAAAGCACCAGAAGCAUUCACAAAGGAAACGGACCAUGUUCACUGAGAAACAACUGGCCGAUUUGGAAUCCUUGUUCAGCAAGAACCCAUACCCCGCUCCCAGCCUUCAGAAAGAAAUGGCCUCGAAACUGGAGAUCCAUCCCACCGUACUGCAGGUGUGGUUCAAGAACCACAGAGCAAAACUCAAGAAAGCCAAACAGCAAUUAGCUGGAGCAGAAGUCAAGACCCACUCUUCCAAGGGACCCAUGGAUGCCCCUCCAGGAUGCCCCCGUGGUGCCCACCAAGCCUCCCUGGUUUAUACAGAUCACCCAACACCUUCCUUCCAACUCAGCAUAUGCUCCAGUCUGAAGGUUCUCCCAGACCAUUCUGUUGGCCACAAAAUAGUCCACUUUGGCUGCUGCCGAGACCCUAACAUCUACUCCCUUUGUCCCAUUAUGGAAUCUCAAAUUCUUCCCACAAGCUUCACUGCUUAUUCUCUUGAUUCUUCAUCUCCACAAAGAACUUAAUGAGCAAAGCCAGAUGCAAAAGGUCACAUACUAUAAUGAUUCACGACGAUUCCCGUACAAGAGAUUCAAAGAUCCAUGCACCAUGGAUGCAUUCCAGAAACACGCUCCGUGAAACCAAAGAAAGACACACAAGUGCCCGUUGGGUAGAACUGAGUGGAGAGAGGCACUCAACAAACUUACAGUGACAGGAAUGUUUCGUGUUGUAAUUAGGAUGACAGGGACCUGCACUAAAUUCACCCAAAGACACAGAAUGGCAAUAUGUAUUACAUACACCACAAAAAGCAAUCAUGGGGCAGGAUGAAGGCACCAGCCAUGGCGGUAAUCAUUUUGCAAUCUAUAAAUGUAUCAAAUCAAUGCACUGUACACCUUACACUUGUAUCUCAGUCAAGCUGGAGACAAUGUUUAUUGUUUAAAUUCUAUCUCAAUAAACAUAUACAAUGAGACU